GUAUGAAAUGAUGGCGUUAGUGGCGCAACCAUGUAGUAACCUAACUUACUAUAAACAAAACAUUACAAGUGCAGUGAUAGACAUUGUACCAUAACUUGUGUGUUGAGAGGUUAAAAUUAUAUUAGGAAAAUAUAAUGUUGAAAUCAAUUUUAGCAGAAGAAUGUACUCGUACUAAAUUAGCACCAUCGUUAGAAAAAGUAUUAAACGAUUUAGACAGAGAAUCCACGCAUCACGAUUAUAUUGUUGCUUUAAUAAUAGUAUUGUUAGCAGAGGCUGGUUUUUAUUUGUCAUCGUCAUAUAGUGAUCGGCCACAAUGUCCAAAACUACUCUAUAUACCAAAAAGUUGGAAAUCGCGAGACACGGGAAUAUAUGAAAUGUAUUUUCAACUAGAAAGUGUUCCUGAUGUAGAAUGCAAACUAGUUGUAGUCCCUCUGGGAGACACAUUGAUUUUGAAUUUUUUUCCUCUUAUGGAUGGAAAAACGACUUACAGUAUAAGUGUACAGACUCUGAAGUAUGUUAAUCCUUACUCGAGUGAUCUUUGUGGACGGUACAUGAAUCUUAAAGCAAUAUCUCACAGGUUUAAGGAUCAAUUGUCUACACCAGUGCGUAAAGAUCUAUUUAUCAAAGCUGGUGUAAUGGGUCCUAGUCUUCAAACUAUUCCAAUUGAGUUGAAGUUCAGAAUUUUAAGACUGCUAGAUGCCUAUAGUGUAACAAAGAUGGCACAGUGUUGUAGAGAAUUCCGUGAUAUAUGCUCAGAAUCACAAUUAUGGAAGGAUUUACUAUAUAGGGAUUUUCCAGGAUGUUACCGUACAGUAUCAAAUGGCAAAGACUGCUAUCGUUUUAGAUUAUCACUGAACUGUUGUUCCAAGGAACUAAUUCCCGAGACAUAUCGGAAAAACUAUGUUGCUGGCCGUAAUUACCGCAAGAAGGUCUCACCACGAGGAGGUAACUACGCAUACGAGACCCACCCUGGACCCCUAAUCCCAUUGACUGGAAAUUGAAUAUCUUGAAAAAGCUUGUGGCAUUUACACAAGCUUGAGUUUAGUAUGAUAUCUACUGAUAUACGAACACGGAAUACUACAGCUUACAGUAGUCGAUUGAAAUCCACUAAUUGUAAGAAAAAUAAGUGAGAAGCAUGCAUACGAAGGUAGAUUAUUGUGACGUAAACUAUUGAAAAAUAUUAAUUAUCAAGACCUACCCUGCACGAGUGUGAUGACACUCGCUGCAAUGAAUGGCUUUUCAAUUUAAAAUUGAGGUCGCAUUUCAGUUCAGAUUAUCAUAUUUGAAUCUUUAACCAAUCACCGAAGAAACCAAACCAUGCGACUCACCGUCGUAGAAUUGGAAAUUAGUUGCAACAAAUUCUUUGCUCAAGUCUAUGAACGUUGUUUCUUUUCUUCUUAAAUCCUUCUAUCGGUUUUAUAAUGGACACGCUUUGGUGGCAGAAAGAAACAGAACAGAAAAUAAAUUAUUAAAAUAUUAAA
Bombus impatiens (common eastern bumble bee) is the source of this 1481-nucleotide messenger RNA. RefSeq names its product F-box only protein 7-like. Gene Ontology annotation, biological process: autophagy of mitochondrion; positive regulation of autophagy of mitochondrion. Gene Ontology annotation, molecular function: protein kinase binding. NCBI's taxonomy places the organism in Eukaryota, Metazoa, Arthropoda, Insecta, Hymenoptera, Apidae. The transcript is spliced from 6 exons. The record is from RefSeq and is a predicted model, not a curated record. Bases 135 to 1001 code for a protein of 288 amino acids.